Messenger RNA from Cokeromyces recurvatus, 1812 nucleotides. RefSeq names its product HAD-superfamily hydrolase. The transcript has 10 exons. NCBI's taxonomy places the organism in Eukaryota, Fungi, Mucoromycota, Mucoromycetes, Mucorales, Mucoraceae. Bases 72 to 1697 code for a protein of 541 amino acids. The record is from RefSeq and is a predicted model, not a curated record. Gene Ontology annotation, molecular function: 5'-nucleotidase activity.
UUUCUUUUAUUUUUUUUUAUUUUAUUUUUUUUUUCUUCUUCUUCUUCUUCUUCUUCAUUCCUCUUAUUAUUAUGUUACGUAGUCGACCAUUUUUGAUAUUAAAAAGAGUGUAUCAUUAUAAUCGUUAUCAAAGUGUAGAAUCAUUAAGAGAGAGAUAUAAAGAAAAAAAGCUUCGACAUAUCCAUGCUGCAGAAAAAGAUAAAGCAACCAUUCUAUCUAUGAAUACAUUACAUAAUCAAAAUAAAUUAUUUGAAGAUAAGAAAAAAGCAAUCUAUGGACUUGGCUUUACAUCACCUAAUGAAGUUUUUAUUAACAAUGAAUUGAAUCUAAGUCAUAUUGAUGUAUAUGGAUUUGAUUAUGAUUAUACACUUGCAGACUACACAGAUAAUUUAUCUUUGACUAUUUAUAAUUCACUUCGGGAUAUUAUGGUCGAUGUAUUUAAAUAUCCUAGACAAAUUAAAGACUUCAAAUUUGACUCUAAUUUUGCUAUAAGAGGACUUCAUUAUGAUUUUAAUAAUGGAUGGUUAAUGAAGAUAGAUAAUAUGGCUAAUAUCCAACUAAAUACAAUACACUUAGGACGUGAACCUAUACAAGAUGUAAAUAAAAUUAUAGAACUUCAUAAAGGUCAACAUAUUUCUCCAGAUUAUCUUCGAACAAAUAUGUUUCAAUUAAGCGAUUUAUUCUCUAUUCCUCAAGCAACUCUUUUAAGCGAUGUUGUACAAUACUUUCGAGACCAUAACAUGAACUUUCAUCCUCGAUAUUUAUCAGAUGAUGUAAAUAUAGCAGCUCGAAUCUUACAUACAGGAGCGCACGGUAUAGGAGGCACACUUCAUUUAGAUGUAAUGAAAGAUUUACCUCGUUACCUUGAGCGUUCUCCAAAGCUAGUUGAUUAUCUCGAACAUUUACGAAAGCAAGGCAAAAAGACAUUCCUGUUGACGAACAGUACGUUAGCCUUUAUUGAUAAGGGCAUGACUUAUUUGACUACGACACAUGAUUGGAGAGAUUUGUUCGAUUGUGUCAUCGUAUCAGCUCGAAAGCCAGAAUUUUAUUACCAUUUCCAUCGACCCUUUCGAAGAGCAAAUGAACCUAACUGGGAUACUGUAGAUAACUUUCUACCAGGCGAAAUAUAUCAAGGUGGAAAUAUGAAAGAUUUUGAAAGAUUGACGGGAUGGAAAGGUCAGAGAGUACUCUAUUUCGGUGAUCAUAUAUUUUCUGAUCUUAUAGAAGCUUCAAUUCAACAUGGAUGGCAUACAGGAGCUAUUAUACAUGAACUUGCAAAGGAAAUCGAUAUUAGAAAUCAGCCUUCGUAUCGGCAUACUUUGUCUUGGUUAAUUCGUUUAGAAAGUCUUUUGAAUGAAGCACAAACUACAAAAAGUAAUAAUAAACAAAUAAACCAUAACGAUCAACAACUUGAAAUUCUGAUAACUGAAUGGAAAGAAGAAAGAAACCAAAUCAAGAUAAAACUUAAAAAUGCCUUUAAUGAAUCCUUUGGUAGUCUUUUUCGAACCUAUCAAAACCCUUCUUAUUUUGCAAAUAAAAUUCAAAGAUAUGCUGAUAUUUAUAUGUCGAAUAUUACAAAUUUGGAUCAUGUUUCUGUCGAUUAUGUAUUUUAUCCAAAUCGAACUUAUUUACCACAUGAGCGAUUUGUAGAAACAUUGAUUGAUACAGGCGGAAAGAUCAGCAAAUAUUUACUAUAGGCGGAUUUUAAAAUUGUGUUGAUGUGUACAACACUAAAUAUAGUAGAAGCGUGUUAAAAUUAACUUAUUUACAUAAAAUAAAAUAAAACCUUUAUUUCCUUCUUUUUCCUUUUUA